Molecule: messenger RNA, 2746 nt
Organism: Capsicum annuum
Lineage: Eukaryota; Viridiplantae; Streptophyta; Magnoliopsida; Solanales; Solanaceae
Product: COP1-interactive protein 1
Exons: 3
Coding region: 189-2414 (741 amino acids)
Molecular function (GO): actin binding
Source: RefSeq, a predicted model, not a curated record
GAAAAGCGCAACUAACAUUUCUUCUUAGUUUCAAGAUACUAUAUACAAAUGUUAAGAAAAUAAAUGCAAAUGACUCUUCAUCAGUUUUCUCCCAGUCUUUCAGAUCCUGGAUGUCCUUAUUUGUCUCAGAUGGGUCAGUCACUUUGAUGCUAGCAAUCAAAUCUUAAGUGUUACUCCGCUUUGAAAUAAUGGAAGCAGAGAUGGCGAAGCAACGUUGGAAGGGUUCCAUGAAGGCUUUUCAGAGUCAUCUUGAUCCUGAAAAAGAAGAACAAUUGAAAGGCAUUAAAAAAGAGAUUGAAAGCAAGGUAAAAAGGAUUGUGAAGCUGAGCAAAAGUAUAAGCAAAGGAAGUAGAGAUGGGAACUUAAGGAGAAGAUCAGAACUUAUCCAACUUGUUGAUGAUUUCCACAAACAAUACCAGUCCUUAUAUGCGAUGUAUGAUAAUCUCAGAGGAGAAGUAAAGUAUAACCUUUGUGCUAAAAUCAGGGACAACGCUGCAUCUUCAUCUUCUUCAGUUUCAGAUUCGGAAGCAUAUCAGUCCCCGUGGCAGUAUGCUGGUGAAGGCAGCUCAUACUUUUCGAAUACUGCAAAUCAUGAAACUGCAUUUUUGGACUUGGAUUCAUUACCCGAUUCACCAACAUCUUCUGGCCAAGAACCUGAAUCUAGAGAUGUUUUCAAGGACUUGAACAAUCGCGGCAAAGGGAUAGAAAAUAGCAUGACAGACAAGUUGAUGAAUGAAUCUGCUUGGUUAAAGGAGAAAGUAACAGAAAAAGAAGAACUUCUUUUGUCUCUUACCAAGAAAUACGAGGUUCACGAGAACGAGAGGCUGGCUGAGAUAAAGAGUUUAGAGGAUCAAAUUGCGGUGAUGAAGAAAGAACUCGGAGAGCAGAUUAUGAGCAAGUCAAAUGAAAUUAAACAACUGGAAAAAGGCAAUGCAGGGCUACAAGUCCAUGUCCGCGAAUUGGAAGCAGCAUUUCGAGAGAAAGAAGAUCAAUUUUCUAAUCUUCUUGCAAGAUUUGAGGAAAAUCAAACCAAAUCAAAGUCGAGAAUUGAUGAUCUAAUGGCACGGGCAAAUUCUCUGCAGCAAAAGUUGGACUCCUUACAUACUGAAAGGAAUGAACAGCUUAAGUUGUUAAACAAUGAAAAACACGAGUUGGAGUUGUCACUGGAAAAGAAGUACCAUGAGGCAACCGUGGAAGUUACAGAUCUAAAAGAGAAACUAACAAGCGCCUCUUUGGUUGAGAAGGAAAUAUUAAAAGAGAAUGAAGGUUUACAAGUACAGGUAAAAGACUGGAAAUUGGAGGUAGGCUCACUCUGCAGCCAAAAGAGUGACUUGGAAAAGCAGAUAAGGGAUAUAAACCGAGAAGCUUAUCGUUCACAGUUAGAAAAAGAGGAGCUAACUGAUAAGAUAAAUGAAUUGGAAACCAUACUUUUAGAGAAGAAACACGAGUUAUCAACUCUUCAAAAGAAACAUGAGGCUUACGCGAAUGAUAUGUCCAAUCAGAAUUCAUCUCUGGCAGCACGAAUUAACACUCUCCAGCAGGAGCUACGAAGUGGAGAAACUGAAAAAGUUCAAUUGCAAUCACAGCUUGAGAAACAGAAACAUGAGUUUUUCCAGAGCCUUACUCAGUUAGAAAAGAAAAACAUCGAAUUGACCAUGAAGAUAACAGAUAAGGAGAAGUCAAUAAGAGAAAACGAACAUGUUAUAAACAAGUUGAAUGAGGAGCAUAACCAAAUGAAGAUCAGGUUAGAAGAUUCCAAAUCAAGUUUGCAAAAUGCUGAAAAGAAAAUAGAAGAAAUGACACAAGAACUACGCAAGAAGUUUGAAGAUGGUUUGAGAAUCUUGAGCAGGAGGAUCCGUGUGGCAGAACAAAUGCACCUUGAGAAUAAGGAGUGGUAUCAGAAAACAAGAGACUCGUAUGAGAAAGAAAAUAACGAUCUAAAAGAGAAAAAUGCAAGGUUACAAGUUGGGAUUAGAGGCAUUAAGGAUAUAACACUAACAGCAAACGAUACGUUGGCUUCACUAGACACAGUGGCUCUAAAAUUUGAGGAGUGCACUGGUCAUUUUUUUAAUAGAAUAUCCAAGGUUUCGUGUGAGCUGCAAUUUGUAAAAGAUUGGGUUAUGAGGAAAAACAAAGCAAUAGUACAUGUACAAGAUGAUCUAGAUUGCUUACUUGCACAGUUGGAUGACAAGGAAGCUGAGAUAUUAGUGUAUAGAGAGAAGGUUUGGAAAUCAGACAAUAAAGUUAGAGAAUUGGAGAAAAUGAUCAAGGAGAAAGAUGAUGGAAUGUUGGCUCUCAAGGAGGAAAAGAGAGAAGCCAUUCGACAAUUAUGUAUCUGGAUUGAUUACCAUCGAAGUCGUUCUGAUUAUUACCAAAAAUCACUUUCUGUCUAUGGCAGUAGAAAGAACCUUUAGGAUUAUUCUUCAGUUCACAUCAUCAAUUUUCUCUAGGCAUACAUAGUUGUACGUCUGAUGAAAAUCAUGAUCAGGGUGUAACAACUUCGACGUGUUUAGUAAGUUGUUUCGAGUUCUCUUUUGUUCUUCUAACAAGCUGUAAUAGGCACUUGUGAAUCAUCAUAUUUAGAUAAUUCUGCAGGCUUGGCAACUUCUCAUCAUUUAUCACGCUGUCCCUUGUACACGUGGACGUGGGAUUUAACCAAUUUUGCCAUUAGUUAGUACAAUUCUAUGUAAAUUACUGAUAUCCUAUACAAUUAUUUCUUACUAUUUGUGUCACAACAUGUUUGGUA